GAGGGGGAAAACCCAAACCCUUGCCGCCGUCGCCGGCGCUCUCGCUCCCUCCUCCGCUCCGCUUCUCCCGCUCCCACCGGCCGGCAUCGGAUCGACGAGCGCGCUGUCCCAUCCGAGAGCUCACCGGUAAGGGAGCAGCGGCCUCUUCUUCGACGGCGGCCUCGAGGCCGGCCAUGGCGACUAGGUCUUGCAGCGGAUAGACCCCGAGGCCACCAGGUACUAGUUCAGGCCGGAGAAAGGAGCGGUGGUUUCAGGUUUGGAUCUUGGUUUCGGUCUGUAGUACCAGCAGCAACCAGCAAGCAAUUUAGUUCUGGUACACUUGAGUUUUGUUGGCGAUGGACGGCAGUAACUCCAAUAAGAGGAGAGACGAAGCUCUGAGAGAGGGAGACCGCUGGAUGGACGUCAGAAUACUGAAGGAGACCCUUGACUGCACAGUCUGCUUCGAGCACUUCAGGACUGAGAUUUAUCAGUGUUCUGUUGGGCAUUUCAUAUGCUCGUCUUGCCGCGACAAGAUACUGGACAAGAAGUGCCCCACAUGCUCUAUCAAAACUUCCUUCAAGCGCUGCUUUGGGAUGGAACAUGUCGUCCAGUCGGUCGCAUUUCCUUGCUCCAAUGCCAAGUAUGGAUGCAGAGAGGGUCACGCAUACUAUCAGAAAGAAGGACAUGAGCAGGUAUGCCCGUAUGGCCCAUGCUUCUGCCCAGCGUCCGACUGCAGCUUCACUGGGCUGACACACGAGCUCCUGGACCAUCUCACCAUCUAUCACAUGUCUCCAUGUACAGACCUCCCAUAUCAUGGGACGGUGGCUCUCCGCUUAGAACCGGGCAUACAUGUUCUGGCACCCCGCAACAAGGGCAACAACCAUUUUUUCAUGCUCAACAUGGAGCCAGAGCGUCUUGGAUAUGCUAUCUCAGUCGUCUGCGUCCAACCUAAUGCUACGGAACCCAAGUUCACAUGUUGUAUGAGUUAUGACUGCUCUGGGACAGGUUAUUGUGGAAGUGCAAGUUGCCAAAUAAAAAGCUCUACACUCUCUGAUGGGCUACCGACGGACUACGACUUAAUUCCACCCAAGAGAAAGAUUUCUGGUGAUCGAAAAUUUAUCAUGCUCAGAAUCACCAUUCAUCAAGCUUCAAGUGUCAGCAAAUCCCAUGUUAAAGGAAGGGGCCUGACUUCCACUCCAUUGACCCUGUUUCCUCGUCGUUCUGAUGAUGAUGGCGAUAUAGUCUGCAGAUCCUGUAUUGAAGGAAAGUGCCCGACUUCCUCUCAAAAGCUACUGUUUCCUGAUUAUUCUUCUGAUGACGAUGAUGAUGUGCCUUCAACAUUCGAGCGUGCUCUCAAACGGGUGUCCCUGCUUGAUUAAUAGGUCGAUUGAUGAUGUACCUUCAAGGUCCGAUCGUGCUCAUGUAUGCUAGAGAUUUAGCGUUGGUGUGUGGACGCCGUUAAUAAUAUGCCUGGGUGGGUUUCACCAUUCUGGUUCCAGGAUAUAUGUAUGACGAGAACCUGUAUGAUCUAAGUAUCGGAGCUGUUUUGACCUUCUUUAUGUGUUUUGUUGUCCGGAACUCGUGCCGUGGCAUGUGAGGCUGCCCUUGAUGUACUAGAAAAAUAUUAUGCUAUGUCGGUACAUUUGUAUCGAUGAACCACUAACUUGGAGUUAUCCUGUUUUA
Messenger RNA from Triticum dicoccoides, 1662 nucleotides. RefSeq names its product E3 ubiquitin-protein ligase SINA-like 7. Gene Ontology annotation, cellular component: cytoplasm. Lineage: Eukaryota; Viridiplantae; Streptophyta; Magnoliopsida; Poales; Poaceae. The record is from RefSeq and is a predicted model, not a curated record. The transcript has 3 exons. Gene Ontology annotation, molecular function: zinc ion binding; ubiquitin protein ligase activity. The coding region runs from base 336 to 1358 and encodes 340 amino acids.